Molecule: messenger RNA, 824 nt
Organism: Tarenaya hassleriana
Lineage: Eukaryota; Viridiplantae; Streptophyta; Magnoliopsida; Brassicales; Cleomaceae
Exons: 5
Coding region: 115-717 (200 amino acids)
Source: RefSeq, a predicted model, not a curated record
CACAUCACCUUCGCCCCAUCAUCUCAAUCCUUUUUUUUUGAAAAAAGAAAAAGGAUUGCUUUGCUGUGUGGAACUCUUUCUGGAAUCAACCAUUAUCAGCUCCGCCGCAUUUCAAUGGAGUCUGCUCGCUAUCUCGCCGCGGUUUCCAUUCCCGUUGCCAAGCCUAUCACAGAGCUGUGGUCGUCUUCUUCGUCUGUUCUCCACGCUCCCUCUUCUCUUCGGUCCAAACCUCGUGGGCUUUCCGUCUUCGCCAAAUUUCACGGAGUCUCGCAUAAAGCAAAGGCGCAAUCAAGAGAGGCUGAGGUGAGUCCAGUCGAAGAUACAUUUUCUAAUUUCAAGCAUCUCCUUCUGCCCGUGACGGAUCGGAAUCCUUAUCUUUCCGAAGGGACGCGACAGGCUGCUGCUACAACAACUAGUUUGGCAAAGAAGUAUGGAGCUGAUAUUACUGUUGUGUUAAUCGAUGAACAAAAGAGCGAUUCGCUGCCUGAGCAUGAGACACAAGUAUCAAGCAUCCGCUGGCAUCUAUCUGAAGGUGGGUUCAAGGAGUUCAGGCUGUUGGAGCGGCUUGGGGGAGGGAAGAAGCCGGUAGGGGAGGUGGCGGACGACCUAAGCUUGGAUCUAGUGGUGAUGAGCAUGGAAGCCAUCCACUCUAAGCACGUUGAUGCCAAUUUACUCGCUGAGUUCAUCCCAUGCCCUGUCCUGCUCUUACCCUUGUGACUCUCCCAUCUCAGGUUUCGUCUGUUGUUUCCGUGAAUUAAAAAAAAUAAAAUAAAAAGAUACAUCAUUGUACUUUAAAUAGCAAUUAUCAGUUGUGUUAUCAUUCA